UAGCUUUAUAUAGCACAGAACCCUAGCCCUCCAGCUCUCCAUCCCCGCAGCCACCGCAGCCCCGCAACCACCGCAUCCCCGCAUCCCCCACAACCCCGCAGCCACGCUUCGUUGUCAUAGCCGAACUCGUCUCCACUGGGUAGAGGCAUCGCGUGCGGAAGCUCCGUCGCUUUCGCAGGAGCUGUGUCGCCGUUGUAGGAACCUCCGUCGUCUCUUCUGUUCGAGCUCUAUCUCUUUGUGUUUGCCGGUGUCGUCGUCUCCUCUGUCGUCUCCAUCACUCCCCUUCCUUCUCGCUGCCGUAGGUGGUGUCCUCUUUGCCCUUGAAGAGGCAGCUUCAUGGUGGAGGAGUGCUCUUUGGUGGAGGACAUUUUUCACCACAGCAGUAGUUGCUAUUGUUUUAAGAGCUGCAAUUCAGCUUUACGCCACCAGGAAAUGCGGCUUAUUCGGAGAAGGUGGUCUGAUAAUGUAUGAUGUUGGUUCUUCCCAAGGUAACAUACAGCGCCGGCGACUUACUAGCAGCAAUACUAUUGGGGGUCAUUGGAGGAGUUCUUGGAAUUAAUAAGUAAUUGAUUAUCUAAGUUAUUUCUUUUGGUCUUAAAAGACGACGGUUAAACCGGUUGGACCAGUAAACCAAUGAACCAAUGACUAGAGCGGUUCGAUGACUGGUCCGGUUUUCAGAACCUUGAUCAGACUUGCAUCCCCAACCUCAGUCGCGCUCUCACUCUCACUCUCACAGGCUCUCACACUCUCACCUCUCUACCUCACUCACCUUCACCACACGGUCACCGCCUCGUCUCCGCGCCUCUCGCCGGAAACUCUGCCUCAUCUCCGUGCCGCCAGUUGUUGAUCGCAUCUGCUUCGUCCGCGUCCCUGCUCGCCUCCGUCUGUGUUGUCCUGGCCGUGUUGGCUCCGCUGUGGCACGCCUUCUCUGCAUCCGCCUCCGCCUCGUGCCUCCUCUGUCUCUUCUUCCUCCGUCUCUGUUGCCCUCGUGUUGGCUCCCUCCUCUGCCGGGUCUGCUCUGCUUGUGCCGGAGCCCUGCUCAUGCGGCCACCAUCUCCUCGCCGGUGGCCUGCCUCUGCAACGGUGGAACAGCCCCAACCCGUCCCUGACUGCUGACUUUUGUUCUACUUCUAGCCUUCUGCAGUGGAGAGGCUGCAGCUUGGUACAAUUGAAGCUGCUGAAGUUUAUAUUUCAAUGAUUUGCAAUUAAAGGACUAUCUUUAGCUUGAUAUGUCUCUUAUGGGUUAAGAACUGUGGCAAGAUGGAUUUAAUUUCCAAACAUAUAAGAUCAUGGACGAAACACAAGAAGAUGCAGACCCAUCAGACCAAGGGUCCUCUAAUGUUUGAUGGUGGCCUUCUGACUUUGUUGAAAAAUUUGGAUCUGUUUCAUCGGCCUUAAACAAUAAAGAACCCCGUAGACAUUCUGGUAAUGAUAUUUUGUCACCUAGAAAGCAUCAGAAAUUCUCUGGAGCACAGGAAUUCAACAAGAUCCAAUUCCAAAUGAAUUUUAUUCAAUCAUUCCGGUGAGGAUUUAUUAUGCCAUUUUUAUUUGGUUGUAGUUUUACAUUGUUCAAUAGUGAUUCUCAUCCAUGAAUCACGACAUGCAAGCAUGAGUUGCGUGCGCGAGGCCAAAAAACUCCAUGCCCGCAUUGUGAAGACCAAAGGAUCUUGGCACUCAGACAACUCCUCCAUUCUCUCACUCUACACCAACCUUAACCUCUACCAGGAUUCAAUCCUCCUUUUCCGUUCCCUUCGUUCCCCUCCUCCUCUUGCUUGGAGCUCCAUCAUCAAGUGCUACACUUUUCAUGGCUUCUUCCACCAUUCCUUCUCUUCCUUUAGUCAAAUGAGGGCACUUGGCAUUCGCCCUAACCGCCACGUCUUCCCUUCUCUCCUUAAAGCCUGCACCCUCUUGAAGGACUUCUACCUUGGCCAAUCUCUUCAUGCUUGCAUCCUUCGCCUCGGCUUCGAUUUUGAUUUGUACACAGCCAAUGCCUUGAUGAAUAUGUAUUCUAAGUUUCAUGGCUUGUGGGGCUGUGCAGGUAAGGUGCUUGAUGGAUUGUCUGAGAGAGGCAAAGCCAACUGCAGCACCAUGGUUGCUGUCACUAUGAACAUAGAUAAUGUCAGAAAGGUAUUUGAUAGAAUGCCUGUGAGGGAUGUUGUUUCUUGGAGCACUGUCAUCGCCGGAAAUGCUCAAAAUGGCAUGUAUGAGGAAGCGUUGGCCUUGGUCAGGGAGAUGGCUAGAGCCCACUUGAAGCCUGAUGCCUAUACUUUGUCAAGCAUUCUCCCUAUCUUUGCAGAGCAUGCUGAUCUUAUUAAAGGAAAGGAGAUUCAUGGAUAUGCUAUCAGAAAUGGGUUGGAUGCGGAUGUUUUCAUCGGAAGCAGCUUAAUUGACAUGUACGCAAAAUGUACUCGCGUCGAAUACUCGCUUCGUUCCUUCUACCUCUUGCCCAAGAGGGAUGCUAUUUCUUGGAACUCUAUCAUUGCAGGCUCUGUGCAGAAUGGUAAAUUCGAUCAGGGGCUCAUGUUCUUCCGCCAAAUGUUGAAGGACAAAGUCAAACCCAUGCAUGUUUCCUUCUCCAGUGUAAUACCGGCUUGUGCUCACUUGACUACCCUCAGUUUGGGGAAACAGAUCCAUGGAUAUAUUAUUAGAAUUGGAUUUGAUGAUAAUAAAUUUAUAGCGAGCUCUCUGAUGGAUAUGUAUGCCAAAUGUGGCAACAUCAAGAUGGCUAGAUAUAUUUUUGACAAAAUAGAGGCAAAUGACAUGGUAUCAUGGACCGCCAUCAUUAUGGGAUGCGCUAUGCAUGGCCAUGCUCUUGAUGCAGUUUUCUUCUUUGAGCAGAUGCUAAUGGAUGGAGUAGAACCCAACUAUGUGGCAUUUAUGGCUGUUCUAACGGCUUGCAGUCAUGCAGGGUUGGUAGAUGAAGCUUGGAAGUAUUUCUACAGUAUGGAACAGGAGUUUGGUAUUACUCCUGGCCUGGAGCACUAUGCUGCUGUUGCCGACUUGCUUGGCAGAGCUGGAAGAUUGGAGGAAGCCUAUGACUUUAUCUGCAGAAUGAGAGUUCAACCAACCGGAAGUGUGUGGUCGACAUUGUUGGCUGCUUGUAGGGCUCAUAAGAAUGUUGAAUUAGCCGAGAAGGUUCUCGACAAGAUAAUUUUGGUCGAUCCUGAAAACAUAGGUGCUUAUAUUUUGAUGUCAAACAUCUAUUCAUCAGCUCAAAGAUGGAAAGAUGCUUCAAAGUUGAGAACCUACAUGAGGAAAAAGGGCUUGAAGAAGACUCCAGCAUGCAGCUGGAUUGAAGUUGGAAACAAAGUCCAUACUUUUACGGCUGGAGAUAAAUCACAUCCAUAUUACGACAAAAUAAACGAGGCAUUGUAUGUAUUAUUGGAGCAGAUGGAGAAAGAAGGUUAUGUUCUUGACACAAGUGAAGCACUUCAUGAUGUUGAUGAGGAACACAAACGUGACUUGUUACUCACCCACAGUGAGAGGCUUGCCAUAGCAUUUGGCAUCAUUAGCACUCCUGCAGGUACAACUAUCCGCGUAAUAAAGAAUAUUCGGGUUUGUGUGGACUGCCAUACAGCAAUUAAGUUUAUUGCAAAGAUUGUUAACAGGGAAAUCAUUGUCAGGGAUAAUAGCAGAUUUCACCAUUUUAAGAAUGGAUCUUGUUCAUGUGGAGAUUAUUGGUAAUAUUAAUGUAGCAACUAUGGUUGAAUUCUCAGAAUAUAGUGGUUUUUCAUUCUCAAGUUUAUAAUUGAAAAGAGCAAACCUCCAUGACCUGAUCCUUUACUUGUGCUA
Molecule: messenger RNA, 3792 nt
Organism: Arachis ipaensis
Lineage: Eukaryota; Viridiplantae; Streptophyta; Magnoliopsida; Fabales; Fabaceae
Source: RefSeq, a predicted model, not a curated record